Messenger RNA from Diplodia corticola, 771 nucleotides. RefSeq lists its product as uncharacterized. Bases 1 to 771 code for a protein of 256 amino acids. Lineage: Eukaryota; Fungi; Ascomycota; Dothideomycetes; Botryosphaeriales; Botryosphaeriaceae. The record is from RefSeq and is a predicted model, not a curated record. Gene Ontology annotation, cellular component: cytoplasm. Gene Ontology annotation, molecular function: aldehyde-lyase activity. The transcript is spliced from 3 exons.
AUGCAACCUACAGCGGUGCUGACUUCCUUCCUCCGGGCCGAUCAGUUCGUCAUCAUCGAUUGCGAGCGCGGCCACAUCAACACAGCCGCCGACCUCUCGCCCGUCGUCGAGGCCGUGGCAGCCGCGGGCGCGUCGCCCAUCGUCCGGGUGCUCGCGAGCGAGCCGAAGCGCAUACGAUGGGCGCAGGACAGCGGCGCCCACGGCGUCAUGGUCGCCAUGUGCGAGACGAAGACACAAGCCGAACGCGCCAUCGUCGCCACCGGCUGCCCCUCGCCCCGCUUCGUCGUCAUCGCCGAGAUCGGCUCGCGCCGCGCCGUCGACAACAUCGACGCCCUCUUCCUCAACCCCCACCCCCUGAUCGUUAACUCCCCCAGCGCCGCCGCAUCAGCAGACGAUGACGCGGUGCGGAUCCUCGCCGCCGCGCACAGGCACGCCAAGUUCGCGGGCCACGUCUCCGUCGCGGCGGGCAUCAUGGGCACGAGCACGGGCGCGGAUGCGGACGCGGGCACGGGCGCGGGCGCGGACGCGGACGCAAACGCGCUGGUCGGGCGCCGCGGCUGGCAGUUUGUGAGUUGCGGGGCGGUUGGUCAGCUGCCGCCCGCGGACGAGGAGAUGGAGAUGGAGAUGGAGCGGUUGGGGAGGGCGAUGCUGGGGGUGAGGGCGAGCCGUGGCGGCGGGCGGUGGGGGUCGUCGGGGCCGGCGCCGGUGCCGGUGCCGGUGCCGGUGGGAGGGGGGGAGGAGUAUGAGUGGGAUGGGAGGGAUUGGGGGUGA